UACUUUUUCCGACAAAACCUGAAUCCAAAGUUUCAGUCGUUAUUUUAGAUUGAGAUUGAUUGAUUUGAAUCUCUAAGAAAAUAAUGUUUCUGUAAAUUCUAUCGUCUCUCUUAUUCAUAAUAAGGCUUUUGCUCAGGACUCAACAAAAAUGUCGGUGAAACCCGCAGUCGCUUUGAGAGGUAUCCUAGUAGGUGGAGUGGCGAUAUUUGCGAAAGUUGCGGGUGCAAUGAAAGCUGCUGGAGGUGUUAAGCUUGGUGCAGCUGCUACAGCUAUGACCGUGGCUGCAACUGCUGCCGUGAGUGGAGGAUCUAAGCAAGAACAAAAGCAAGAUGCUUCUAAAGCACCACCACCUUCUAAAUAAGUAUUGUCAAUGUAAUUCUUCCUUACCAAUCAAUAAAAAAGAGAAAAACGACUCCAUUAAAGACCAUUUUAGUUUUUCAAGGGUUCUAUGGAGUUUAUAUGUAAUGUUGUUGAAAGUGUAAAACUGUAGUUUUCUUCUGUAAUAACUUCUUUAUUCAUACAAUUAAAAGGAGAUGGAUUGCGAUAA
Molecule: messenger RNA, 547 nt
Organism: Capsella rubella
Lineage: Eukaryota; Viridiplantae; Streptophyta; Magnoliopsida; Brassicales; Brassicaceae
Exons: 2
Coding region: 149-361 (70 amino acids)
Source: RefSeq, a predicted model, not a curated record